Molecule: messenger RNA, 1760 nt
Organism: Chrysoperla carnea
Lineage: Eukaryota; Metazoa; Arthropoda; Insecta; Neuroptera; Chrysopidae
Product: sialoadhesin-like
Exons: 11
Coding region: 564-1760 (398 amino acids)
Biological process (GO): synapse organization
Cellular component (GO): neuron projection membrane
Source: RefSeq, a predicted model, not a curated record
UUUUAAAACAGUGAAGUGACUUGUUUGUGGUGAAUUUUUGAGUGAACAGGAUCCUAAGAAAAGUAUGUGAAAUUAGUGCCGAAAAAAUUUAUUAUUCUAAAUAGGUUCUCAAUUCCGCACGCUCGCUGGUUGUAAGAGCAUCAUCAGCACUCAGAUGUUUUUGAGGCGUUGGAAGUAUUAUUGAAUACUUUGCUUUCAUCAGCAGUGCUUGAUCACCAAUUAGUGUCAACUGGAUUCUACAACUACGUCAUUAGUCUCAUCACCAGCAGACAACAACAGCAACAAAAACCCAUUCUACCACCUCGCCAGACCGUGUGGUGUAGUUAUCACUAACAUUUGAGAAUUCAUUUGACAGUACAUUAAUAACACAGAUGUCAUAUAUGUAGGAGAAUUGUAUGCAUAUCUGUAUACCGGGUGCCACUUACCUUAGUACUAGUUUUAUCAUAGAUAGAAUCGUAUAUCCAAUAGUCUCAUAUUCAUAACAGGCUGCAUACCAUCCUAUCCUAGAAUCAAAUAAACACGAAAAUUGCUUUCUCACGACAACAGCAAGUGUCGUUGAAAACAUGUCAACGUAUUUAACAAUUUUUUUACUAUGGUUACCAUCAGCAUUAUUUGCAACUUCUAGUUUAGAAAUACAAAAACGUUCCGCAUCAUUAUGGCCAUACGGUGAAGGUAUACCGCCACCAUUGCCCCCACCUGGUAGUUCUCAAUCAUCAUUAAAUCAUAUGGACCAUCCAGAUGAGAGUGUUGCAGAUCUUAUUGACCAUUUCGGUAUUGAACAUAUCGAUUUAAACGAAUUAAAGAAUUUAUUAAAUAAUCAUCCCAAUGAAAAAGAAGUGCAACAUGUAGUUGCACCUGCAUCUGCAGCACAAACUAAUCAUGUAAAUAUUGGUAGUCCUACAGCGGGUUUAGUAUAUAAUAGUGGUAAUAAUACGGUAACAAAUGUUACUGUACAGCUGGGAACAACAGCAUAUUUACAUUGUCAUGUACGACAUUCAGAUCAUGCGAUCACAGGAUCAGAGCAGCAAAUUUCAUGGAUACGUCGUCGUGAUUGGCAUAUUUUAUCAUCGGGUAUGUUCGUUUAUACGAAUGAUGAACGAUUUCAAGUGUUGCAUGCUGAAGGAUCCGAUGACUGGACGCUUCAAAUUAAGUAUGUUCAAAAACGGGAUAAUGGAACUUAUGAAUGUCAGUUAGCAACAGGAACUGGUAUUGUAUCGUUAUUUGUAAAUUUACAAAUAGUUGUACCGGAAGCAUUCAUAUUGGGUUCAAGUGAACGACAUGUUGAUGCUGGCAGUGUAAUACGUUUAGUUUGCGUUGUUGAAAAGAGUCCAACACCACCGCAAUACGUGUUUUGGUAUCAUAAUGAACGUAUGAUCAAUUAUGAUAUGUCCCGUGGUGGUAUCCAUGUUGAAACUGAACCCGGACCACAAACACAAUCAAGAUUAACAAUACGAGAUGCUAGAGAUUCGGAUUCUGGUAAUUAUACGUGUACAGCAUCUAACACAGAAUCAGCAUCUAUACAUGUUUAUGUAUCACAAGGUGAUAAAAUGGCAGCAACAUUAAGAAGAAUACCACAGAAUGGUGUGAAUCCAAAUCCAACACACAGAAUUUAUCUAAUACAUAAAGUUUUUGAAAUAUUUUUACCUCAACAAGGGAAAAAUCCGGUUUUGGGUUACAUUCGACAUUCCGAAACACCACUUCGUAAUUCAUUAAUGGGGCAAAACUAUUCACCGGUGAAACAUUAUUUCGAAUUAAGUUGA